AGGAUAUCAUUCAGGAUGCCUGAACCAGCCAAGAAAGUUUCAGCAUUUACCAAGAAACCAAAGACUCGGGAGGCAGAGGAAGGCUCUGUCGUUGUUUUUGAAGCUGAGACAGAGAAGUCUGAUGUUAAAGUGAAAUGGCAGUGCAACUCAAAAGACAUUGCCAAUGGCGACAAAUAUGCUGUGACAGCCGAUGGAAACAAGCACUCCCUCACUAUAAGAAAUAUCACCAUGGAAGAUGACAGUGUCUAUGCUGUGAUUGCUGGUGGUUCAAAGGUCAGGUUUGAGCUGCGGGUCGUAUCAAAGCCAGAGGUUCCUGUAGAGCCCCCCACUGCUGAACCUGGGGAUGUUAAAGCUGAUCAGGUUCCACCUCCUGCAGCUACACAGGGAGAAACCUCUGCUCCAACAGAUCAGGCUCACCCAGCUGAGGAUGGACACCCUCCAGACACCAGGCAGGACUUGACUGGACUCUUCACGGAAAAACCUCAGAGCGGAGAAGUCACUGUUGGUGAAAACAUCACAUUUAUGGCUAAAGUAAAUGCUGAAUCUCUUCUGAAGAAACCCAGCGUGAAAUGGUUUAAAGGGAAAUGGAUGGACUUGGCUAGCAAGAGUGGAAAACACCUACAGUUAAAGGAAACUUAUGAUCGCAACACUAAGGUGUACACAUUUGAGAUGCAUAUCAUUGCUGCCAAAGCUAACUUUGCUGGAGGUUACAGAUGUGAGGUUUCAUCCAAGGACAAGUUUGACAGCUGCAAUUUUGACUUGACUGUGCAUGAUGUCCGGGCUCCUGAGGGCCUGGAUAUACGAGCCGCUUUCAGGCGCACGAGUGAAGGUGAUAAGAAGAGAAGUGGACCAGCGACAAGUAGCACAGAUGGUAAAGAAGAUUCAGGAGAACUGGACUUCAGUGCCUUAUUAAAAAAGAGAGAGUCCAUCAAAGUGGUUCAUGGGAACACGGAUUCAGAUGUUGAAGUGUGGAACAUCCUCAGUCAUGCUCCCCCUUCAGAAUACGAAAAGAUUGCUUUCCAGUACGGCAUUACCGACCUGAGAGGCAUGCUUAAGAGACUCAAGAAGAUGAAGAAGGAAGAGAAAAAAAGUGAAGCUUUCCUCAAAAAGCUGGAUCCCGCCUACCAGGUGUUAAAGGGCCAGAAAAUAAAGCUUGCAGUUGAGGUUGCCAAUGAGGAUGUGGAGGUGAAGUGGUUAAAGAAUGGACAAGAGAUCCAAAAAUCUGGAAGCAAGUACAUAUUUGAGAGUGUCGGCAACAUGCGCUACCUCACCAUUAAUCACUGCUCCUUAGCGGAUGAUGCUGCUUACACCUGCAUGGUGGGAGAGGAGAAAUGCACAACGGAGCUCUUUGUCAAAGAGCCUCCUGUCACAAUUGUAAAAAAUCUGGAGGAUCAGAUGGUGAUGACGGGUGAGCGGGUGGAGUUAGAAUGCGAAGUGUCAGAAGAAGGUGCUAAUGUGAAAUGGGAGAAGGAUGGCGUUGAGCUGACAAGAGAUGAAUCUUUGAAAUAUCGCUUCAAGAAAGAUGGGUGCAAACAUGUGCUUAUCAUUAAUGAAGCCACCAAAGAGGAUGGUGGACACUACAAGGUCAAAACAAAUGGAGGAGAGUCUGUGGCUGAACUGCUGGUACAGGAGAAAGAACUGGAGGUCUACCAGAGCAUUGCAGACCUCACAGUAAAAGCAAAAGAUCAGGCGGUGUUUAAAUGUGAGGUGUCGGACGAGAAUGUGAGGGGAACUUGGUACAAGAAUGGUGUUGAAGUAAAGCCUGACGCCAGGACCAACAUCUCCCAUAUUGGGAGAAUCCACAAACUGACCAUCGAUGACGUAAAUCCAGAGGAUGAAGGAGACUACACCUUUGUCCCAGAUGGCCAUGCUUUCAACCUUUCUGCUAAACUUAAUUUUCUGGAGGUGAAGAUUGAUUUUGUGCCACGCCAAGAUCCUCCCAAGAUCCAUCUUGACUGCAUGGGCCGCACUACUGAUUCAACUAUCAUAGUGGUGGCUGGAAACAAACUACGUCUGGACGUCCCUAUCACAGGAGAUCCUGCUCCCACAGUGAUCUGGACCAAAGGAGAGAAGGCUAGUUCUGUAAAACCUGAUGGAGAAGAGAAGGCAGGGCACUCAGCCUGUUGGACCCUGAAUGAUGGAGAGGUCAUCACAGAAGGAGAUGGCAGGGUCCAUGUGGAAUCUAGCAAAGGUCACUGUAUCUUCACUCUCGAAUGUGCUGAAAGACAGGACGAGGGAGUCUAUUCUGUGGUGGUUCGUAACCCAGCCGGAGAAGACACAGCCGAUAUCAAUGUCAAAGUUGUUGAUGUUCCAGAUCCCCCACAGGCUCCUAAAAUCCUCAGCGUGGGGGAAGAUUCCUGCAUCGUUCAGUGGGACCCCCCACAUUUCGAUGGUGGAGAGCCAAUCAUUGGUUAUGUGCUGGAAAGAAAGAAGCUGAGGAGCUACAGGUGGAUGCGCUUGAACUUUGACCCUAUUCCUAAAACAACCUACGAGGCCAGGCGUAUGAUUGAAGGCAUGGCAUACGAGAUGCGAGUCUAUGCCGUCAACAGCAUCGGCAUGUCUCAUCACAGUCCAGCCUCCCAGCCCUUUGUGCCAGUUGCCCCUACCAGCGAGCCCAUGGGACUGCACGUUGAAGACAUCAGCGACACUUCAAUCACGCUGAAGUGGCGAGCUCCGGAGAGGAUCGGCGCCGCUGAGCUGGAGGGUUAUGGGGUCGAGUACUGCAAGGAGGGCACAGAUGAAUGGGUGCCCGCCAUACAGGGUCUUACAGAGAGAACAUCAGCAACUAUCAAAAACCUAACCACGGGAGACAGACUGCUGUUCAGAGUGCGGGCCUACAACAUGGCGGGGCCCAGUCUUCCGGCUCUUCUGGCUCAGCCUGUGACCAUAAGGGAGAUCAUGCAGCGCCCAAAGAUUUGGCUCCCAAGGAAUCUUCGGCAAACUCUCAUCAAGAAAGUUGGAGAAACUGUUAACAUUGUUAUCCCGUUCCAGGGUAAACCAAGGCCAAAGGUUACAUGGAGCAAAGAUGGAGAACCUCUGGACCCCUCGUUUGCAAGCGUAAGGAACAGUGAAUUCGAUUCGAUCCUCUUCAUCCGCAAGACAGAGAGAAAGCACUCUGGGCAGUAUGAUAUGAAGGUUCAGAUUGAAAAUGUGGAGGACACAGCAAAAGUCAUGCUGCAGAUUGUUGAUCUCCCUGGGCCACCUGAAGCCCUGAGGAUUGUGGAUGUGUGGGGUUUUAAUGUGGCGCUGGAGUGGAAACAACCAAAGGAUGACGGGAACUGUGAAAUAAGUGGCUACACCGUUCAGAAAGCCGACAAGAAGACCAUGGAGUGGUUUACCGUCCACGACCACUACAGACGAACACACUGCGUGGUGUCUGACCUCAUCAUGGGGAAUGAGUACUUCUUCCGAGUGUUUUCCAUUAACCUGGUGGGCCUCAGCCUGGAGCCCUACACCACAAAGGACAGCGUGUUCAUCCAGAAAUCAGGUAUCGACUACAAGUCUCCCACAUAUAAAGAGCACGACUUCUCAGAAGCUCCCAAGUUCACACAUCCUUUAGUGAACCGGUCUGUAAUAGCGGGAUACAACGCCACCCUCAGCUGUGCUGUGCGAGGAAUACCAAAGCCCAAAGUGACCUGGUACAAAAACAAAAUGGACAUUUCCAAUGAAGCCAAGUAUCGAAUGAUGUCUAAGCAAGGUAUUGUGACACUGGAGAUACGGAAGCCAUGUCCAUUCGAUGGCGGCGUGUACACAUGCAAAGCUGUCAAUGACAAGGGGGAAGAUGUGGUGGAAUGCAAGCUGGAGGUUCGGCCUCAGAUUGCUAAAGAAGAAAAGAAAGAUGCCAAUCAAUGAGGCCUCUGUCUCUGAAUGGGGAGGGAGAGAUGGGUUCUUAACCUGAUGCUUAAGUUACAUCACUAUCUGUGCUUAUCCAACAAUCUUUUGUCUUUAAUCAUCUUCUGACGUUUUGGAUUUCUGCAGUGCCAGGACUGAACCGCUUGGCCUAGUUAGUAAUACAUGUUAUUUUGAAAGCAACCUCUGGUUUUCUUUAUUAAUCUCUUUGCUUUCAAGCUAUAAAGAUGAGACUAUUUCCAGCUUAAAAAUAUAUAUAAUCAAGAUACAGAUCAAGUGUUUGAUGUUAAUGUUAAAUGGGAUGCGAUGGGAAGCGAAACCUCUUCAAACUUGGAAACAAAGUCCAGCAGAUUGUUUUUAAUUUUCUUUUUUUAGAAUGACUAUGACCUGGAUGCCUGACAAUAUUCACCAGCGUAAUGUUUCAUGUGUGUAAAAAUCUAUAUAAAAUUAAACUUGACUAUAUAUUUUUCUUGAUUGAAUUCUAAGUUUCCCAAAGUUUUUUUGUGACACAUAAAGUCCUCUAAAGUUUUGAAAGCUUUAGCUUAAAUAAUGCCAGAAGUGUGAGGUGUCUUCCUAAUGUUGCUCAGCAGAAUAUAUGUGUGAUAGGAAGGAAAAUCUGGAGUGUCUCCCAGUAAAGUAUUUUUGUCAGUAAAAUAAAACACAUGGUGUC
Molecule: messenger RNA, 4519 nt
Organism: Cyprinodon variegatus (sheepshead minnow)
Lineage: Eukaryota; Metazoa; Chordata; Actinopteri; Cyprinodontiformes; Cyprinodontidae
Gene: mybpc3
Product: myosin binding protein C, cardiac
Exons: 33
Coding region: 16-3852 (1278 amino acids)
Molecular function (GO): protein binding
Source: RefSeq, a predicted model, not a curated record